CUGUUCUGUACCUGUCGGGGCUGUAACCAAGAAGCAAGUAGAGAAACAUGGCGGAUGUGGAGAGGGAGAACGAGACCAUCACAAAAGAAAAAGAUGAUAUACAAAUUUUGAAGGGUCUUGUUGAUGAGCUCUACCAGUUCAGAGAUCACUAUUUUGCAACACAUAGCGUGGAGGAUGCCAGCCGAAAACAGAACGACGUGACCGAAGAGAUGAACAAGACUCUCAAGAGGCUGGAGGAGAAAGAGGAGGAGUUUGGACACAGCGCCCAGUUCCUGCUGCUGCGGGGCCGUUGCCUGAACGUGGGCCCUGAUUUCAGUCCCAGCGCGGAGGAGAGCCUGUCCCGUGCGGUCAAGCUGGAGCCCAGUCUAGUGGAGGGGUGGAACACUCUGGGGGAGAUCUACUGGAAGAAGGGAGACCUGGUGGCAGCCAAGACCUGCUUCACUGGAGCCCUGCAGCAGGAGAAGAAUAAGGUGUCUCUGAGGAGCCUGUCCAUGGUGCUGAGACAGCUGCGACCUGAAGAGGGCGAUCAGGAGCCCGGCAAGCGGGUGCUGGAGAGCGUGGACAUGGCCAGACAGGCCGUACAGCUGGACGUCAAAGACGGGACGUCCUGGUACAUCUUGGGUAACGCCUACAUCUCCCUGUUUUUCACGAGUGGACAGAACCCUCAGAUAUCCCAGCAAGCGCUCAGUGCCUAUGCACAGGCUGAAAAAAUCGACACCACAGCCUCCUCAAACCCUGACCUGCACUUCAACAGAGCUACGCUCUUUCAAUAUGAGGAGAUGUUCAGCUCAGCUCUGGCUGGCUACAGUCGGGCGGCCAUCUUGGAUCCUGCCUGGGAGGAGCCUCGGGAGAGAGAGAAGCAGUUGCUGGAUUACCUGGAACGAGUCACGGCCCUCAUCGACAACAAGGGGAAGGUGAAGGCUCGGCGCUUACGGACCAUGCUGUCCAAUCUCAACCUGUCGGCUCUGGGCCCUUGUGCCUCUCCUCAGUUUCGGUCUCCCACAGGCCGCACCGGAAGCCUGGAGCCCCAGUCCUUCUCUGCCCUCACACAUGGCCUCAACACUGGGGUGGCCGCCAUGGGCAAGGUGGUCUUCAGCCUGGCUCCGGAGGGGAGAAUGGCUUUCACGUUUGGCAUGGUGGACAGCGAGGAGACGUGUUGUGUGGUGAUGGUGUACAACACAGCAGACAGCUGGGGGGUCCUGAUAGGGGACUCGGUGGUGAUCCCUGAACCCCAAGUCAAACGCCACAGCGUGUCUCACAAAGACAAGACGUUUGACUUCCGUAGCAUACGCGUGGACUCUCCUCUACUCCUCAUCGUGAACGGCAAGAGGCAGGCCGCGAAGAGCCAGACCGCUGCCUCCGUCAGCUACAAGCCUCAGAGUGAAUGAUGGGAGAGAAGAAAGCAGAGUCCGCGUUUAAAGGCCACACUUGGCCGUGUCUCUGCUGUGAGCAAGGGAGGAGGGCAUAGGGGAGAGAGUCUUCCAAGUAUGUGUUUUGGUGACGAGCCUUGGUAAGUUACCACAGAGUGACCUUCUAAUGGAAGAGCCCUUUGGCUUCAUUCAUCAUUAGCAAAACAGGAAACAGGACCAAGGCUGUUCUUUUAAGAGGUUUACUACAUCUUUGUCACCAAACCACAUACAGUAUGUGGGAGUACCACAUGGAGCGAUUAAGUUAAGGA
Alosa alosa (allis shad) is the source of this 1678-nucleotide messenger RNA. RefSeq names its product tetratricopeptide repeat domain 5 (gene ttc5). The transcript has 10 exons. The coding region runs from base 48 to 1388 and encodes 446 amino acids. NCBI's taxonomy places the organism in Eukaryota, Metazoa, Chordata, Actinopteri, Clupeiformes, Clupeidae. Gene Ontology annotation, molecular function: protein binding. The record is from RefSeq and is a predicted model, not a curated record.